UCACCCUAUUAUUCGCAUCCAGCUUUCUCGAUCUCCAAACCCUAUUCUCUCUCUCUCUUUCUCAGACGUGCAAUGGCCAGGACGAAGCAGACGGCGCGGAAGUCUACCGGCGGCAAGGCGCCGAGGAAGCAGUUGGCGACGAAGGCGGCAAGGAAGUCGGCCCCCGCGACCGGCGGCGUGAAGAAGCCCCACCGAUUCCGUCCGGGCACGGUGGCGCUGAGGGAGAUCCGCAAGUACCAGAAGAGCACGGAGUUGCUGAUCCGGAAGCUGCCGUUCCAGCGCCUGGUGCGCGAGAUCGCACAGGACUUCAAGACCGAUCUCCGUUUCCAGAGCUCCGCCGUCGCUGCCCUGCAGGAGGCCGCGGAGGCCUACUUGGUCGGACUCUUCGAGGACACCAACCUCUGCGCGAUCCACGCCAAGAGGGUUACCAUCAUGCCCAAGGACAUCCAACUCGCCCGUAGGAUCCGUGGCGAGAGGGCUUAAGAGCCGUUCGAUCUUUGUGUCUGGGAGGGUCGACUUCGUGGUUGAUUUAGUUUUAGCCCUAUGGUGUUUGUUUCGACAUGUGUACGUUGGGGAUAAUAUUAAUGCUAAUCGAUGUAUUGCAGUUUGUCCA
Molecule: messenger RNA, 613 nt
Organism: Zingiber officinale
Lineage: Eukaryota; Viridiplantae; Streptophyta; Magnoliopsida; Zingiberales; Zingiberaceae
Product: histone H3.2
Exons: 1
Coding region: 73-483 (136 amino acids)
Cellular component (GO): nucleosome
Molecular function (GO): DNA binding; structural constituent of chromatin; protein heterodimerization activity
Source: RefSeq, a predicted model, not a curated record